Molecule: messenger RNA, 1423 nt
Organism: Lutra lutra (Eurasian river otter)
Lineage: Eukaryota; Metazoa; Chordata; Mammalia; Carnivora; Mustelidae
Gene: MYMK
Product: myomaker, myoblast fusion factor
Exons: 5
Coding region: 29-694 (221 amino acids)
Cellular component (GO): plasma membrane
Source: RefSeq, a predicted model, not a curated record
GCCUGCGCCCUCCCCUGCACCCCGGCCCAUGGGGACACUCGCGGCGAAACUUCUCCUGCCGACCCUCAGCAGCCUGGUCUUCCUCCCCGCCGUCAGCAUCGCUGCCAGGAGGCGGUUCCACAUGGAGGCCAUGGUCUACCUCUUCACCAUGUUCUUUGUGGCGCUGUACCACGCCUGCGACGGGCCCGGCCUGUCGGUUGUCUGCUUCAUGCGUCAUGACGUCCUGGAGUACUUCAGCGUCUACGGGACAGCACUGAGCAUGUGGGUCUCGCUGAUGGCGCUGGCCGACUUUGACGAACCUAAGAGGUCGACCUUCGUGAUGUUUGGUGUCCUGACCAUCGCGGUGCGGAUCUACCAUGACCGCUGGGGCUAUGGGGUGUACUCGGGCCCCAUCGGCACGGCUGUCCUCAUCAUUGCCACAAAGUGGCUGCAACAGAUGAAGGAGAAGAAGGGUCUGUACCCCGACAAGAGUGUCUACACCCAGCAGAUCGGCCCCGGCCUCUGCUUCGGGGCACUGGCUCUCAUGCUGCGCUUCUUCUUCGAGGACUGGGAUUACACCUAUGUUCACAGCUUCUACCACUGUGCCCUGGCCAUGUCCUUUGUCCUCCUGCUACCCAAGGUCAAUAAGAAGGCCGGAAGUGCAGGGCCCCCCGCCAAGCUGGACUGCUCUACCCUUUGCUGUGCUUGUAUCUGACAUUGCCACCUGCCCCUGUCCCCGUCUCCCCCACAAGCCCCUGCCCUCCCCCUCAUCUCACGCCCCAGGAGCGCCCAGGAGAAACGUCUCUCCUCUGAGCCUGAGAGGUCCCCAGGGAUUUGGGGACCACCCUGAGUGCUCCUGGAGACCCCAGGUACUAGGUUUCCACUUUGGCCAAACAUCAUGCUGGAAAGAAAAGACCUUCCUCCCUCCUCCCCCACCCUCCUCCUCCUCCUCCUGCUUCUCCACAGUCAUGGCCAACAGGUGUGUCUACAGAAGCCUGGAACCUGUGUGUCCCCCUCAUCGGCCCUCCCCUCGUUACCCAGAAGCUCCGGCCCAGCCCCGGCUGCGCCCCUACUCGCAGCAUCAGUUUUCUCUUGGAAACUAGCGUCCCCACUUAUGUCCUGUGCCCUCCGGCUCCGAACACACCCGGUCGGGAUUCCUGAGGCCAGAAGAGGGGCAGCUCUGUCCCUGGCCCAGGCCCAUGUGGCCAGCCCUCCAGCCAGGUCCCUGAAUCAAGCCAUUUCAGGAACGGAGACCCCUAUGAAACUCCCCAAUGCCUUGGCCUUACUGGGUUCCCAAAGCUGUGUACUCAGCCCUUGAUCUAAUCCAUCAGACAAGUCUGCAGUAAAGCACAGUCAUUCCACUCUAAAGACAGAAGCCUGAGGCUCAGAGGAAAUUGUGGGCUUGAGGCCCCAAGCCAGUAAGGGCAGAGCUGGGCCCCAAGCC